AUGGAUAACAACGACGAGGCUAAAAAUCGCAAACAUCAAUUUUGGCAAACUCAACCCGUUCCAGGACUUGGGAUCAAAGUUGAAGAAAAUACUUUUAUUGAGGCUCCUCUUGAAGUAGAAAAAAUUAGAAAAGAGCCAUAUUCAUUGCCAGAACCAUUUUCAUGGUCGGAAGUUGAUUUGUUAUCAAAUGAUCAAUUAGACGAAUUAUAUACACUUCUUAAUGAAAAUUAUGUUGAGGAUGAUGAAAAUAUGUUUCGUUUUGAUUAUGGACGUGAUUUUUUAAAAUGGGCUUUGACGCCUUCAGGUUGGAAAAAUUAUUGGCACUGUGGUGUUCGUGCUGCUGGUUCUAAAUUGUUGGCUUUUAUUGCUGCAAUUCCUGCUCUUAUAAGAAUUUAUGAUAAAACAAUUCAAAUGGUUGAAAUUAAUUUUUUAUGUGUGCAUAAAAAGUUGCGUUCGAAAAGAUUGGCACCUGUGUUAAUCAGGGAAAUCACACGAAGAGUUAACUUAAGUGGUAUAUUUCAAGCUACUUUUACUGCAGGAAUUAUUAUUCCAAAACCGGUUGGUUCAUGCAGGUUUGUUCAAAAUAUUAUUUUGAUUAUUAAAUUCUCUAAAAAUAUUCUUAGGUAUUGGCAUAGAUCUUUAAACCCAAAAAAAUUGAUCGAGACAAAAUUUUCGCAUCUUGGGAAGAAUAUGACGCUUCAUCGUACUAUUAAACUUUAUCGACUUCCAGAGAACACACAUUAUCCGCUCAAACCCUUAGCUAAAGAGUAUAUACAAAGCGCUUUCGAUUUGCUCACAAACUAUUUGACGAAAUUUGAUAUUUGUCCAAUUUUCAGUCUGGAGGAGUUUGAACAUUUUUUCAUGCCGAGGGAAGACGUAAUUUAUUCUUAUGUGAUCGAGAACAAUGGUCAAGUAACGGAUUUCAUUAGCUUUUAUUGUCUUCCCUCUACAAUUGUUCACAACCCAAUACACAAGGAAAUUAGGGCCGCCUAUUCUUUUUACAAUGUCGCUGGAUCUGUUCCGCUAAAUAAACUGAUAAAUGAUGCUCUCAUAAUUGCCAAAAAUAUGGGAUUUGAUGUUUAUAAUGCUCUUGAUUUGAUGGAGAAUCAAAGUUUUCUUGAAGAAUUGAAAUUUGGAAUUGGUGAUGGUAAUUUGCAAUACUACUUAUACAAUUGGAAAUGCCCAGAUAUUGCACCUGCGCGAAUAGUAAGCUCUAAAAAUUUAUAA
Molecule: messenger RNA, 1227 nt
Organism: Meloidogyne enterolobii
Lineage: Eukaryota; Metazoa; Nematoda; Chromadorea; Rhabditida; Meloidogynidae
Source: the annotation of a GenBank genome assembly